Arvicanthis niloticus (Nile rat) is the source of this 633-nucleotide messenger RNA. NCBI's taxonomy places the organism in Eukaryota, Metazoa, Chordata, Mammalia, Rodentia, Muridae. The record is from RefSeq and is a predicted model, not a curated record.
AUGGGCAGUCAACACACUGGACUUCCAAGAACCCGAUCAGCUGGGUACAAACUUGCCCCUACCAGGCAGCUUGCCUCAGUUUCCGCCGCCCGGGAUGGCCCUGCAGCAAGCAGGGCUCUCGCUGGUGGUUGCCAGGGGACCCUAGCCCCGGGUGUGCAGCAGGACCAGCUGUGGAGGGAGCUUGUGGAAGCCGAAGCAAGAGGCCAGCGGCGUUGGGAAAUAAGAAGGAGCCUCGGGAGCUGCCUGCAAGUGUGCCCUUCUUCUCAGACACCGUCCCCUGCUCCACGAGCCGGGAGGUGGGCAGCAGGGUGGACACACCCCUGGGGAGAGCCCUCAGCCACAUGGACUUCUUCUUUGUGGAAGGCACACGGAAGAAGAAGCCAGAGGAUGAGCUGCAGCCUGUGUAGAGGAGCUCUCAGGACUGGCCACAGCAGGUGGUUUCUUGGACCAACAGGUGCCUGGCUGGGCUGGCCAACGAGCCCAGGCUGUUCAGCACCAGAGUACCAGGGCCAGCCGAACCAAGAGAGCCUGCAGACAUACAGUAUCUGCUUCACUCUGAAGGCCACAGCCAACCCCAUAUACCCUCUGCCUCUGCAUCAUCUUCAGGCUCUCCAAGAAGGUGCCUGCUUCUGA